AGAAGGACCGCACCUGGGCCGAGGCUGCCCGCCUGGCACUAGAAAAGCAUCCCAACUCACCAAUGACAGCAAAGCAAAUAUUGGAAGUCAUUCAGAAAGAAGGGUUAAAAGAAACAAGUGGAACCUCUCCAUUAGCCUGUCUGAAUGCAAUGCUUCACACUAACACUCGAAUAGGGGAUGGAACAUUCUUCAAAAUCCCUGGAAAGUCAGGCCUCUAUGCUCUCAAAAAAGAGGAAUCCUCGUGCUCAGCGGAUGGAGCUGUGGAUUUAGUCUGUGACUCUGAGUUGGAUGGCACAGAAAUGGCUGAGGCAAAUGCCAAUGGAGAGGAAAAUGGAGUUUGUGUGAAGCAGGUAACCGAUGAAGCAUCUUCCACUCGAGAUUCAAGCCUUACUAACACAGCAGUGCAAAGCAAGUUAGUGUCUUCCUUUCAGCAACACACCAAAAAGGCUCUUAAACAGGCUCUGAGGCAGCAGCAGAAAAGAAGAAAUGGAGUCUCAAUGAUGGUAAACAAGACUGUGCCUCGUGUUGUGUUGACACCAUUAAAGGUGUCCGAUGAGCAGUCGGAUUCACCUUCAGGAUCCGAAUCUAAAAAUGGUGAAGCAGACAGUUCAGAUAAAGAAAUGAAACAUGGGCAAAAAUCUCCUACUGGAAAGCAAACAAAUCAGCACUUAAAACGAUUAAAAAAGUCUGGUUUAGGACACUUGAAAUGGACCAAAGCUGAGGACAUUGACAUAGAAACCCCAGGAUCUAUUCUUGUCAACACUAACUUGAGGGCAUUAAUAAAUAAACAUACAUUUGCUUCCUUACCUCAGCAUUUUCAACAAUACCUCCUGCUUUUACUCCCAGAAGUGGAUAGGCAGAUGGGAAGUGAUGGAAUUUUACGCCUCAGCACUUCAGCUCUAAAUAAUGAAUUUUUUGCAUAUGCAGCACAAGGGUGGAAGCAACGACUGGCAGAAGGGGAAUUUACCCCAGAAAUGCAAUUGCGGAUAAGGCAAGAAAUUGAGAAGGAAAAGAAAACAGAACCUUGGAAAGAAAAAUUCUUUGAGAGGUUUUAUGGAGAAAAGUUGGGCAUGUCGAGAGAGGAUUCUGUGAAGCUGACUUCCGGACCAAACAGUGAUGGAGCUGAGAGUAGUUCCUCCUGUGGGACCUCUGGCCCUCCUGGGCCUUCUGUGCAGACCCCCUUGGAAGAAGAAAAGCCAAAAAGCAUGAGAAGUGCAGCUUCUCCAGAGCCUGAUUUCUGCGACACGCUUUGUCCUAUGAUAGAGGUUCCAGCGAAAGACGCCAUGGCGGAGUCCACAUCUGAGGAUAUCCUGAUUCCUGAGGCGUCUCUGAUUCAGGAGGAAGUUGCAGAAGAGGUGGAGACCAGCAUCUGCGAAUGCCAGGAUGAACAUCACAAGACAAUCCCUGAGUUUUCUGAGGAGUCUGAAAGUCCAGCCCACCCUUGUGAAGAGCCUCAGAUAACACCUCCCGAAGAUACUUUGGAAUCCUGUGUUGUGAUGAAUGAUGUUUUAGAAACCUUGCCUCAUAUUGAAGUUAAGAUCGAAGACAAAUCAGAAUCUCCCCAGGAAGAAAUGUCUGUUGUUAUUGAUCAGCUUGAAGUCUGUGACUCUCUUGUUCCUUCCACUUCAUCUGUGACUCACGUCAGUGACACAGAACUUAAGGAGCCAGAAACUGUAAUAGAGACCAAUACUCCAAAAAUGAAAACAGCAGCACCUUCUCUGGAAGACCAGUUUCCAAGUGAAGGAAUUGCUGUGGAUAUGGAGCUGCAGAGUGAUCCUGAUGAGCAGCUUUCUGAAAACGCUUGCAUCUCUGAAACGUCCUUCUCCUCCGCGAGCCCAGAGGGAGCCUGCACCAGCGUGCCGUCCCCAGGUGGGGAAACCCAGUCCACAUCAGAGGAGUCCUGUACUCCAGCCUCCCUGGAGACAACGUUUUGUUCUGAAGUGUCCAGCACUGAAAAUACAGACAAAUAUAAUCAGAGAAAUCCUCCUGAUGAAAACCUUCAUGCAUCUCUGAUGUCAGAAAUAUCUCCAGCAUCCACGUCACCUGAAAUAUCAGAAGCAUCACUUAUGUCCACUUUGCCAUUAACCUCUGAAGCAUCACCAGUAUCCAACUUACCUCUAACAUCGGAAACAUCACCGAUGUCAGAUUUACCCUUGACGUCCGAAACCUCUUCAGUGUCUUCCAUGCUUCUCACCUCUGAGACCACUUUUGUGUCUAGUCUGCCACUCCCCUUGGAAACAUCUCCAGUAUCUAAUUCUUCCAUGAAUGAAAGAAUGGUGCACCCACAAAAAAAGUCGCCAUCGGUAUCUGAAGAACCGCUCUCCCCGCAGAAAGAUGAGCCUUCUACCCCUGCCAAAUCCCUGGCUGAGAACUUUAUCUCUCAACCCAAGACUCUGUCCAAUACUCCUGAGCCCAUCAAAAUCGGUCCUUCUUCCAUAGCUCCUGAAGCUUUUCCAUCUGAAGACUUGCACAAUAAGACCCUGAGUCAGCAGCCUUCUAAAUCACACGUGGAAACUGAGAAGCCCUAUCCUGCUUCAAUCCCAGAACUUCCUUCUACAGAAAUGAUGAAAGUUAAAAACCAUAGCGUUCUGCAAAGAACAGAAAAGAAAGGCAUGUCCUCACCAUUGGAAGUAUCUGUCUUUUCUGAAGAAACAGAGAGUAAGGUCAGUGAGCUUCCCUCAGUUAAAUUACAGGAUAAGCAGUAUGUCUCAUCGGUGGAUAAGGCUUCAUUUUCAGAAGGUUCUAGAAACAAAGCACAUAAACAAGGGAGCAUGCAGAAUCGGUCGGAGAGCUCACAUGCUUCCAAGUCAGCAGAGCCCUCCAGGUCACCUGAGGGGGUAAGAAAUGACAGCAGAGAAUCAGAGAUAUCAAAGAGGAAAACCGCAGAGCAGCACAGCUUUGGAAUUUGUAAGGAAAAGAGAGCUAGGAUAGAAGAUGAUCAGUCAACCCGGAACGUAUCAUCCAGCAGCCCACCGGAGAAAGAGCAACCUCCAAGAGAGGAACCCAGGGUUCCUCCGCUCAAGAUCCAGCUUUCCAAAAUUGGACCGCCUUUUAUUAUCAAGAGCCAGCCAGUCUCGAAACCAGAAUCGCGCACAUCCACUAGCACAUCUGUCAGUGGGGGGAGGAACACAGGAGCCAGGACCCUUGCAGAUAUCAAGGCUCGUGCCCAGCAAGCUCGGGCGCAGCGCGAAGCUGCUGCGGCUGCUGCUGUAGCUGCUGCAGCAAGCAUUGUCUCAGGAGCCAUGGGGAGCCCAGGAGAGGGAGGAAAAGCAAGAACCCUGGCACAUAUCAAAGAGCAGACCAAGGCUAAGCUCUUUGCAAAGCAUCAAGCCCGAGCCCACCUCUUCCAGACCACUAAAGAGACCCGGUUGCCUCCACUCAGCUCCAAGGAAGGGCCUCCGAGUUUGGAUGUCUCCUCUACCCCUGAAACAAAAAUGGAAGGUUCCACGGGCGUCAUUAUUGUCAAUCCUAACUGCAGAUCUCCUAGCAACAAGUCUGCACACCUCCGGGAGACCACCACUGUAUUGCAGCAGUCUCUCAACCCAACUCAACUUCCAGAAACUGUCACGGACUUAUCCGUGCAUAGUUCUGACGAGAACAUACCUGUGUCACAUUUGUCUGAGAAAAUUGUUUCAUCUACCUCUUCUGAAAAUAGCAGUGUUUCCAUGCUUUUUAAUAAAAAUCCUGUCCCUGUGUCGAUUUGCAGCACUGCUAUGUCGGGAGCAAUUAAAGAACAUCCCUUUGUGAGUUCCGUUGAUAAGUCAUCUGUCCUAAUGUCUGUUGACAGUGCAAACACUACGAUUUCUGCUUGUAAUAUAAGCAUGUUAAAAACCAUGCAGGGAACUGACACUCCGUGCAUAGCCAUUAUACCAAAAUGCAUUGAAAGCACUUCUCUUCCAGCCACUACAGAGGGCUCCAGUGUCCUGAGCUCCACAGACGAGAAGCAGUUGCUCAUCUCCUGCAGCAGUGCCAGUAACUCGGUCUCCGGUCAGUACACCUCUGUGCCAACUCCUUCUAUUGGAAACAGUUUGCCAAACCAUCUCUCCACUAGCUCUGUCUUGAUUCCCGCUCCGGGAAUGAACAACAGGUUUCCUUCUGAGAAGAUAGCCAUGCCUGGGAGUGAAGAACAGGCCCCUGCAUCCAUGGGUACCACUGUGAGAGCAGCCCUUGGCUGCGGUGAUUCCGUGGUGGCCACGGACUCGCUGGUGGCACGCCCGCCCGUCGCGAUGUUUGCUGGAAACGUGCUAACAGUAAACUCUUACGACAGUCCUCCCAAGUUAAGUGCCGAAAGCUUGGACAAGCAUUCAGGGCCUCGAAACAGGGCAGACAAUUCGGGAAAACCUCAGCAGCCAGCAGGGGGCUUUGCACCAGCAGCCAUAAACAGAUCAAUUCCGUGCAAAGUCAUUGUGGACCACAGCACCACGCUGACCUCCAGUUUGUCACUGACUGUCUCCAUUGAAAGUGCAGAAGCCACCGGGGACCCACAGAGCAGAUUGGUGAGGACAGAGACAUCCAUACAGCCCCUGGCAUGUCCUCAAGUGUCUGUGAUUAGCAGGCCAGAGCCAGCUGCAAAUGAAGGUAUAGAUCAUGGAACUAGUUUCAUUGCUGUGUCUGCAGCAAAACAAGACUGUAAAACCUUGCAGGCCCCCUGUGCCAGUCUCCGAGAAUUGCCCCUUGUGCCAGAUAAAGUAAAUGAGGCAAGUGCACCUAGUCAUAGCUUUGCUGAGCAGGCCCAUGGCCCCACUACUUUCAAAAGUGAAGCAGACACAACCUGUAGCAACCAGUAUCCCCCAGCUAACCGGAUCUGCUGGAAUGAUGAUGGGAUCAGGAACACAGGCCAGCCUCUGCUUAGUCACGCAGGUUCAAGCAAACAGAAGGAAUAUCUGGAGCAGAGCUGUCCGAAGGCUAUCAAAACGGAACAUGCCAGCUACUCACAUGUGUCAGAACUUCAUCCCAGGAACCUCCUGACAAAUAUUGCUCUUCCUGUGAAAUCUGAGCCUCCCGAAGCGGACAAGAGCUUUAGAAUGGAUACUGAAGACUUCCCCGGCCCUGAGCUGCCUCCUCCGGCUGCAGAGGUGGCCGCUGGUGUGCAACCCACACAGGGCGUGAAAGCUUCCACUUCGAGCCCCAUGGAAGAGGCCAUCUCCUUGGCUACAGACAGCUUAAAGAGAGUCCCGAGCGCAGGAAGCUCCAGCUGUCGUCUGUCAUCCGUGGAGGCUAACAACCCCCUGGUGACACAGUUACUACAGGGCAACCUGCCUUUGGAAAAGGUAUUGCCACAGCCCAGACUGGGAGGCAAACUCGAAAUCAACAGGCUGCCGCUGCCUCUUCAAACUACCUCAGUGGGGAAAGCAGCACCGGAGAGGAGCGUUGCUGAACUGCCGACCAGCUCUCCCAACCCAGAUGGAAAGGGCUACUUGGCGGGGACUCUUGCCCCACUACAGAUGAGAAAGCGAGAAAACCACCCCAAAAAGAGAGUAGCCAGGACUGUGGGGGAGCACACCCAAGUUAAAUGUGAACCAGGGAAACUGCUGGUGGACCCAGACGUGAAAGGGGUGCCUUGUGUCAUCAAUUCUGGCCUGAGUCAGUUGGGACACAGCCAGCAAUUUAAGCAAGAGUGGCUGAACAAGCACUCCAUGCAGAGCAGAAUUGUCCACAGCCCCGAGGUCAAACAGCAAAAGCGGCUGCUCCCCUCAUGUAGCUUCCAGCAGAACCUGUUUCCUGUGGACAAGAAUGGCGGCUUCCACCCCGACGCUGGUACCUCACACAGACAGCAGUUUUACCAAAUGCCCAUGGCUGCCAGGGGCCCUGUUCCUACUGCAGCUCUGUUGCAGGCUUCCUCCAAGAGCCCAGUGGGCUGUAAUGCGUUUGCCUUCAAUAGGCAUCUUGAACAAAAGGGAUUGGGAGAGGUUAGUCUGCCUUCAGCGCCUCACCAGCUAAGGCUAGCCAACAUGUUAUCCCCCAAUAUGCCCAUCAAAGAGGGUGAUGACGUGGGAGGUACUGCACAUGCAAUGCCAAACAAAGCACUAGUGCAUCCUCCACCGCCUCCACCCCCGCCCCCGCCUCCCCCUCCACCCUUGGCCUUGCCCCCACCUCCCCCUCCACCACCUCCACUACCUCCACCUCUUCCUAAUGCAGAAGUCCCAACCGAGCAGAAACAACCGCCGGUUACCAUGGAAACCACUAAGAGACUUAGUUGGCCACAGUCCACGGGCAUAUGUAGCAAUAUAAAAUCGGAACCUCUUUCUUUUGAGGAAGGUUUAAGCAGCAGCUGUGAACUGGGCAUGAAACAAGUUUCCUAUGACCAGAAUGAAAUGAAAGAACAGUUAAAAGCGUUUGCGCUAAAAAAUGCAGAUUUCUCUUCCUAUUUGCUCUCUGAGCCACAAAAGCCUUUUACUCAAUUAGCUGCUCAGAAAAUGCAGGUGCAGCAGCAACAGCAGCAGCUCUGUGGAAACUAUCCAACAAUACACUUCGGGAGCACGAGCUUCAAAAGGGCAGCAUCUGCAAUUGAAAAGUCUAUUGGGAUUUUGGGAAGUGGCUCCAGCACUGCCACGGGCCUGCCUGGUCAGAACGCUCAGAUGCCUGUUCAGAACUUUGCCGACAGCAGCAACGCGGAUGAAUUGGAACUGAAAUGCUCUUGCCGGCUGAAAGCCAUGAUUGUGUGCAAAGGCUGCGGGGCCUUCUGCCACGACGACUGCAUAGGUCCUUCCAAACUCUGUGUAGCUUGCCUGGUUGUGCGAUAA
Lepus europaeus (European hare) is the source of this 6743-nucleotide messenger RNA. RefSeq names its product ASXL transcriptional regulator 3 (gene ASXL3). Lineage: Eukaryota; Metazoa; Chordata; Mammalia; Lagomorpha; Leporidae. Gene Ontology annotation, molecular function: DNA binding; chromatin binding; peroxisome proliferator activated receptor binding. The record is from RefSeq and is a predicted model, not a curated record. Gene Ontology annotation, cellular component: PR-DUB complex. Gene Ontology annotation, biological process: positive regulation of transcription by RNA polymerase II; animal organ morphogenesis. The transcript has 12 exons. Bases 63 to 6743 code for a protein of 2226 amino acids.